Cylas formicarius (sweet potato weevil) is the source of this 3784-nucleotide messenger RNA. RefSeq lists its product as uncharacterized. The transcript is spliced from 13 exons. The coding region runs from base 86 to 3535 and encodes 1149 amino acids. Lineage: Eukaryota; Metazoa; Arthropoda; Insecta; Coleoptera; Brentidae. The record is from RefSeq and is a predicted model, not a curated record. Gene Ontology annotation, molecular function: iron ion binding; oxidoreductase activity, acting on paired donors, with incorporation or reduction of molecular oxygen; monooxygenase activity.
GUCGUAAGAUGGAGCCAUUGGGUGUUGUUGAUGAUGCAGGCUGCUACAGAUUAAAGCACUUAGGAUCAAAUUAGCGUGUUAAUCUAUGCAAUUAGAUUCGGGCAGUGUUCGUUAUCGAGAGCAGCGUGUAAAAUACUUUUCCUGGACCACCUUGUGUACCCCGUUGACGAUGUUUUGGCUGAUCGUUUUCAUCUUGGCCGUUGUUAUUUUGUGGUUCCUACUGGAUAAACCGCUCCAUUAUUGGGAGAGGUUAGGCGCGAAACAAACCAAACCUUGGAUCGUUUUGGGCGACUCUUGGUCGACCGUUUUAGGUCUCAAGAAUUUUUCGGAUCUGCUUCAGACAGUGUACAACUUGUAUCCAGACGCGAGGUACACCGGAAUGUAUCAGUUUUACACACCAGUGGUCCUGGUGAAAGAUCCCGAACUGAUCAAGUCAAUAACCGUGAAGAAUUUCGAUCACUUCACGGACCGCAGAACGUUCCUCGACCCCGAAGCCGACCCUGUAUCGGGCAGGAAUCUUUUGUCUUUGAAGGGCCAGCGCUGGCGCGACAUGAGGGGCACUCUGUCCGGCUCCUUCACCAGUAGCAAAAUGAAGUUUAUAUUCGAGUUAAUGAAUGACACCGCGCAGAGAUUCGUUGAGCACUUGAAAAAUAGAGAUGACGUCAUCGAAUUAGAACUGAAAGAUACCUUUACAAGGUUCGCCAACGACGUCAUUGCGACGUCAGCGUUUGGUCUGACGGUAGACUCGCUCUCCCAACCGGAAAAUGAAUUUUAUCUGAGUGGAAAAAAAAUCACGGAUUUCACGUCGCUGCGAGUGUUCGUCAAAUUUUUCGGCUACCUCAUGUUCCCGCAACUCUUCAGAACGCUGAAGAUCGGUCUCAUAGACAGCGGGGCGACCCGUUUUUUCCAAAAGGUGCUGACGGAAACUAUGAGAGUGCGCGAAGAAGAGGGCAUCGUGCGUCCUGACAUGAUCAACAUUCUCUUGGAAGCGAAGAAAGGAGCCAAGGACGAAGAACCCGUCCUGGUAGACACAGGGUUCGCCACCGUUGAAGAAUCUUCUCUAGGUCGAUCCAAGCCUCAACCGGCGAUCACCAACGACGACAUAACCUCACAGGCGUUGAUAUUCUUCUUCGCUGGCUUCGAUAGCACCUCUACGGCGAUGUCUUUCGCGGGGUACGAGCUCGCCUGCCAUCCCGAGGUCCAAGGCAAGUUGAGGGACGAAAUCCUCGAAGUCCAGAGACGUUGCGAGGGUAAAAUUACCUACGAGGCCUUACUGGGAAUGAAGUACCUCGACAUGGUAGUGUCGGAGGUGUUGAGAAAAUGGCCGCCUAUCAUUGGGAUGGACAGGGUGUGUACGAAACCGUACGUCAUUGAAGCUGUGAAACCUGGUGAGGAAUCUGUACGACUCCGGGUGGGUGACGUGGUCAUCCUGCCGUUCCAGGCGAUCCACAGGGAUCCGGUAAAUUUCCCGGACCCGGAUAAAUUCGAUCCGGAGCGUUUUUCCGACGAAAAUAAGGGUAAAAUCCGGCCUUAUACGUAUUUACCCUUUGGGGUGGGGCCGAGGAAUUGUAUAGGGUCCAGGUUCGCGCUAUUGGAGGUGAAAAUGUUGCUGUUCAACUUGUUGGCGGCGUUUGAGGUGGUACCAACGGCGAGGAGCGUGAUACCGUUGAGAUUGGCGAAGAGGUCACUGAAUAUCGUCGUCGAAGAUGGACUGUGGUUCGGGUUAAAACGUUUGGAGCGAACUAAGCAAUAUGUCGGGAAUCUAAGUAGGAUACGAUUUAAAAAACUACAACGCCGAGUAUUUCCAGGUCCGAUUCGGCCGCGCUGCUGCAUUCCGAUAAAUUCCAGGGCUAAAAAUAUCAACUCUCAAGGUCGUUUCAUUUACUUGCGGUGUGUUCGAGCGAAUGAUCUAAUCCUGAACCAUUGUUUAUUAAUCCGCAUUAAAAAUUGCACUGAAAUGUUGCUGUUGCUGGCUCUCUUCGCCAUCCUCAUCUGGUACUUUUUGGUAAGACCGCAUCAUUACUGGACCCGCAUUGGCGUGAAGCAAACUAAACCAUGGCCCAUCCUUGGCGACACCUGGGUCACUAUAAUCAAGCGCAUGGGCAUAGCACCGGCCUCAAGAGAAAUAUACAAUAUGGUUAACGAUGUCAGAUAUUUCGGGAUGUACCAGUUUUAUAUGCCGGCGUUGGCUAUCAAAGACCCAGACCUCAUCAAAGAAAUCACGGUGAAGAGGUUUGAUCACUUUACGGACCACAGGGGAUUUUUGGAUUCCGACGCUGAUCCUAACUGGGGCAAGCUACUGUUUCAGUUGAGGGGACAGGAGUGGAAACGAAUGAGAAGUUGUUUGUCCUGCGCGUUUACCAGUAGCAAAAUCAAGUCCAUGUUCCAACUGAUAUCGCAAGGGGCCGAAAACUUCGUCAGACACUAUUCGACACUAAGCAAAGAUCUGAUCGACGUCGAAGUUAAGGACGCCUUUUCGAGAUUUUCCAACGAUGUUAUAGCGAGCAUGGCUUUUGGGGUAGAAGUGAAUUCUCUGGCCGAGCCGAAUAAUGAAUUUUACCUCAUGGGCAAACAGUUGACAAGUCUAUCAGGUCCUUCCACCAUGCUAAAAUUUUUCGGGUACAUAGUGUGUCCUAAAUUAAUGAAGUUUUUUCAAGCGAGCGUAUUCGACGGAGAAUCGAGUGAAUACUUCAAAAGGGUCAUUUCGGAGGCGAUUUCGGUCGCUAGAGGUAGAAGACAACUAGGGAUAGAACGACCUGACGUCAUCAACAUCUUGUUGGAUGCCAAGUCUGAUGAUGAAGCUCCCGUCGACACCGGAUUCGCUACGGCUCGUGAAACAGACUUCGUAACUGAGAAGACAAAGUCCCUCCCCACCAUCACUGACGCCGACAUAAUCUCCCAAGCGUUGUUAUUUUUCCUCGCCGGUUUCGAGACAGUCUCGACGGCGUUGUCGUUCGGUGCCUACGAGUUGGCUCUCAACCUCGACAUCCAGCAAAAGCUUCGUAACGAAAUCGUCGAGGUCAAAGAUCGCUACGACGCUAAGAUCACCUACGAUACUUUACUGGGAAUGAAAUAUCUAGACAUGGUGGUGUCAGAGAUUCUACGAAAAUGGCCCCCUGGACCAGCAACGGACCGAGUCUGCACCAAACCUUACACCAUAGAACCCCUUUCCCCGGACGAAGUGGCCGUCAAAUUGAACAAGGGCGACCUGGUGCUUUUACCCACCUACGGACUUCAUAUGGAUCCCAGAUAUUACCCGGAGCCAGACAAGUUCGAUCCUGAAAGGUUUUCUGAUGAAAACAAAGUCAACAUCUCACCGUACACCUAUAUGCCUUUCGGUAUAGGACCGAGAGGGUGCGUGGCUUCUAGGUUCGCCCUGCUGGAGAUAAAGAUUGUCCUGUAUCACCUCCUGUCCGAGUUCGAGCUCGUACCUCUCCGGGAGACCCAGAUUCCUCUGCAAUUCGACUCCAACUCGUUGGGUAACACCGUCAAGGGUGACCUGAGGUUAGGGUUUAAACGCAUCGUGAUGAAAUAAAUGAAAGUACAAAGUACGCCAAAAUGGAUUUGACUUGAAUUUAACUUUGGUUGAUUUGUGCAUAUUUGUAUUUGUUUAGUCCGUAGGAUUUUCUUUUGUCAUGCCUGUAUUUAAAAAAAUAUGGAUUUGACUUAAAAAUCUUUAUUUUAAUGAAAACGUAAACUGGAUUAGAUUCGAAUAUGACUUUUGUAUGUUCUUUGAUUUUUUUCAUCGAAAAUAAAUUCGAACUUGUUUUGGAUUUUUUUAUAU